ACAGAAAGGAACGGGAGAGCGCCGCGCAACGCGGUGGGUGUCCAGCAGGCGGCAGUAAAAGUAGGACUCUUCAUCUCGGGCUGACAAGGGGUGAAAGGGAACAACGGCUCCUCGCGGCUUCCGUAUUACGGAACGCACGCGCAAAGAUGGACGCGUCCUGGAUUACGGAAGUCACAGAGAGUCAUGUGACCAAGCAACUUCCCGUCCCCUUCGGCAGGUUCUCCCAAGCCCUACUUCCUGCGCUGUCUUACAGAAGAGCGUGCCGGGGCUUAGCGCGUUUCGAGGCCGCUGGAGGCCUGGCCUGGGGUGGCUGUGAUCUGAGAGUGCGGCCGCAGGAGCAUGGAGGGUCCUCCGGAGGGGGAGGCACCUGCAGCGGCGCUGGCCGCUGUGCUGAAGCACAGCUCGGCGCUGCCGUCCGAGAGCUCCCAAGUCCGAGGCUACGACUUCAACCGCGGCGUGGACUACCGUGCGCUACUGGAGGCCUUCGGCACCACUGGCUUCCAGGCCACCAACUUCGGGCGCGCAGUGCAGCAAGUCAACGCCAUGAGAAGAAACUAGAGCCGCUGUCGCAGGAUGAAGACCAUCAUGCAGACUUGACCCAGAGUCGCCGCCCACUUACUGGCUGCACCAUUUUUCUGGGCUACACAUCCAAUCUCAUCAGUUCAGGCCUCCGUGAGACCAUCCGUUACCUCGUGCAGCACAACAUGGUGGACGUCUUAGUGACCACAGCUGGCGGUGUGGAGGAAGAUUUCAUCAAGUGCUUGGCACCCACGUACCUGGGCGAUUUCAGUCUCAGGGGGAAGGAGCUACGUGAGAACGGGAUCAACAGGAUUGGAAACCUACUGGUGCCCAAUGACAAUUACUGCAAAUUUGAGGACUGGUUGAUGCCCAUUCUGGACCAGAUGGUGCUGGAGCAGAACACAGAGGGUGUGAAGUGGACACCUUCCAAGAUGAUCGCCCGGCUGGGCAAGGAGAUCAACAACCCAGAAUCCGUGUAUUACUGGGCCCAGAAGAACCACAUCCCCGUGUUGAGCCCAGCGCUCACAGAUGGCUCCCUGGGCGACAUGAUCUUCUUCCAUUCCUACAAGAAGCCAGGCCUGGUCCUGGACAUCGUUGAGGACCUGAGGCUCAUCAACACACAGGCCAUCUUUGCCAAGCGCACCGGCAUGAUCAUCCUGGGCGGGGGUGUGGUCAAGCACCACAUCGCCAACGCCAACCUCAUGCGGAACGGGGCCGACUAUGCUGUCUACAUCAACACGGCCCAGGAAUUCGACGGCUCGGAUUCUGGUGCCAGGCCAGAUGAAGCAGUCUCCUGGGGCAAGAUCCGGGUGGACGCACAGCCUGUCAAGGUCCCCUCUGCAGGUCUAUGCCGAUGCCUCCCUGGUCUUCCCCCUGCUUGUGGCCGAAACCUUCGCCCAGAAGUCGGACGCCUUCACGCCCGAGAAGAAUGAGGACUGAAUGGCUACCGCACCAGCGAAGCCUCCCCUCCUCUAUUUAUUAGCGUGCACUUGUCCCCUCACUCCUUGGUCAGCAGCGGGUCUCCAAUAAAUGGUCUCUGUGA
Molecule: messenger RNA, 1561 nt
Organism: Acinonyx jubatus (cheetah)
Lineage: Eukaryota; Metazoa; Chordata; Mammalia; Carnivora; Felidae
Gene: DHPS
Product: deoxyhypusine synthase
Exons: 9
Coding region: 147-1451 (434 amino acids)
Biological process (GO): peptidyl-hypusine biosynthetic process
Cellular component (GO): cytoplasm
Molecular function (GO): deoxyhypusine synthase activity
Source: RefSeq, a predicted model, not a curated record